This is a messenger RNA of Gloeophyllum trabeum ATCC 11539, 966 nucleotides long. RefSeq names its product delta-endotoxin CytB. The coding region runs from base 173 to 793 and encodes 206 amino acids. Gene Ontology annotation, cellular component: extracellular region. The transcript is spliced from 6 exons. The record is from RefSeq and is a predicted model, not a curated record. Lineage: Eukaryota; Fungi; Basidiomycota; Agaricomycetes; Gloeophyllales; Gloeophyllaceae.
AUUCCUUGUGGACAUAUCUCUAGAUAACACGCGUUUAUUGGCCUAGUUCUUCCCUGCGUACUUGGUCUGAGUGUGCUAAGUGUAGGGGUAUAUAAAGCAGUGGACGUCGACGAGUCCUGUUAUCCCCAAGUUACACCUGCAUACCACACGAACACGGACUACAUUUCUUACGAUGUCUGACGAUUCCGCCUACUUCAACGAGUUUUCGAAGUUGCCGAGGGACCUCGUACCUACCAGUAUGCAGGUCAUGAAAUUCAGCGGCCGCUACGUCCACCUGGAAAAUGGCGAAGAGAAGAAGUGGUUCGACUGGGAGAAUUUCCACAACGCGAUUAACAACUACAAGGGCGACGACCUCACCUUCGACAAGUUUAAGAGCAACAAGAUCAACCAGCAGACUGCGACCAUUUCUACCAUGGUCGACAAAAUCGUGACCUUCCUGCGUGACGCGCUGAGUGUGGUGCUCUCCGCUAAAGAUAUCACCGCCCUCACGGCCAACAUCACGACUACGUUCACGAACCUCAAAGAGGCGAAGGACAACGGAUGGGCGGACUUCUCCAAGUCCAGCUCCGCGGAGAACUCGUCCUGGGAGUACCGCGUGCUGUUCGCCUUUCCGAAUCCGGAUCUGCCGGACUUCUUCUACAGCCUGGUGACGACCAUCAAGCUCGAGGCGGACAUCAAGGAGGAGUCGAGCUGGUGGGGGCUGCAGAGCAGCACCUCGAAGAACUUCUCCAGCGCGAUCGAUGCCAUGGAGCUCGUCGUCAUGAAGGGCUUCAGGGAUCCGUCGAACAACUGAAGUUGAACAACCAGCUGACUACGUCCGCCGAUGUCUUUCCAUGUAGUAUUAGCCGCGCGUUGUAAAGUUGGAGUUCCUCGAAUGAACUCCCAAAUGCCAUGAAUGCGAAAUUGAGCAGUUUUCGGAGCGCACCUCUGAGUCGUCGUAGCCCUUGUGGCUUCGUCGCUAAAUGG